Messenger RNA from Dermacentor albipictus, 8453 nucleotides. Its product is annotated as cell division control protein 42 homolog. Lineage: Eukaryota; Metazoa; Arthropoda; Arachnida; Ixodida; Ixodidae. The record is from RefSeq and is a predicted model, not a curated record. Gene Ontology annotation, biological process: establishment or maintenance of cell polarity; Cdc42 protein signal transduction; endocytosis. Gene Ontology annotation, molecular function: GTPase activity; GTP binding; protein kinase binding.
ACGGCAGCUGCUGUUCGAGCGCUGCGACAGCGGCUCGCUCUCCCCAGUCGUCUGUUUUGACCGGCGCAGCAGGACUCGGUCGGCGGGUACGGUGGAGUGCUCCUUCUGCCCUGCCUCUACGGUGGUCAAGUCACGUUCGCGUCUUUCCGGUCGUCGCCGGCGGCCGCUCGGUUUCCUGCUUCUACGCCACCGGACGGCACCCACACGUCCCCCCUGGACGAUCCGGCGCGCUCGGCCGGUGUUGUCAUGCGGCCCUUUCGCCGGCGCGCGUCGACAUCGAAGCAGCAGCAGCAGCGGCUACGGCCGUCGUCUUCGGCGGGCCGAGGAGCGCCGUAGGCCUAACCGGAGUCACGGCCGUUUCGCUCGCCCCGGCGCUCGACAAGGUUCUCGCGUGGUUUUGGGCGGCCGAUCGCGCGUGUCACUGCCUCGUCGGCGGCGGUGGUGCCCGCUCGAGCCGUGUUCUGUGCGUUCCCCGAGGAGUGUCAGUGGGACGUGAGCGCGGCGUCCUCUGAAUUGGUGUUUCUUUUUCGACCGGGGGCCGCCCGACCGCAAUUGGCCGCGGCGGUUCGCCGCGUGCGGGGAGGAGGGACGCCGCCGUGCACGCACACACACACAGGAAAUUGGCCGCGAUGCCUCCGCUGGCGCGAGACCAGCAGUCGGCGAGCUUGUUAACACCGGAGAUGAAGGCGACGUUGGCCAACGGCGGGUCCGCGGCGGCCGGCGACGGUUCGAGCUGCGUCUGCUCCGUCAAGUGCGUUCUCGUGGGCGACGGAGCGGUGGGCAAGACCAGCCUCGUCGUCAGCUACACCACCAACGGCUACCCCACGGAGUACGUUCCCACGGCUUUCGACAACUACUCCGUGGUGGUGACAGUGGACAACCAGCCGGUACGUCUGCAGCUCUGUGACACGGCGGGACAGGACGACUUCGACUCGCUGCGGCCCCUGUGCUACCCGAACGCGGCUGUGCUGCUGCUCUGCUUCUCGGUGGUGUGCCCCACCUCGUUCCAGAACGCGUCGCAGAAGUGGCUGCCCGAGCUGAGGCGGCACUGCCCCGACGCGCCCAUCGUGCUCGUCGGAACCCAGUGCGACCUGCGCUCGGACGUCAAGGUGCUCAUCGAGCUCGCCCGCUACGGCGAGGAGCCCGUGCCGGAGUCCUCGGCGCGGCACGCCGCCCACCGCAUGGGGGCGCUGGCGUACGUCGAGUGCUCGGCGCUCACGCAGAAGAAUCUCAAGGAGGUCUUCGACACGGCCAUCGUCGCGGCGCUGCGUCGGAACAGCCCGGGCCUCGUGGGCAAGGGCUUCCACCUGCUGUCCACCAGGUCGCCGGGCUCCAGGAGCAACGGCGGCGCGGGACAGUUCACCAACGGCUUCGUGCCGUUUCCCCGGAGACGCGCCAUGUCGCUGGACCGGCGGGCCCGGGACGACGGCAAGAAGACGGGCUGGAAGAAGUUGUGCUGCUUCAUCUGAGGUGUUCGUUUGUGCGCGCGUUUGUGUGUGUGUACGGUGCGUGUGUAGCCGAAGUGCGGUUCCUACGCUGCGGAGACCUCGACGAGAAAUUUGUUUCCGUAGAACACGGUGUUGGUCGUAGCGUUGUGUGGAGCAGCCACGGGUUUUGGUUCGUUUCGACGAGGGACGCGACCAACGUUGUGUCAGGAAAGACAAGUCUCAGGGUUGAAGUCAAGAUCAUCACUGGCAACAGGGCACCGCCUGGGGACUGGAGCGCUAUGUGGAGCCAGUCGGUUCUCGCCGAAGCUGGAAGUGACUUGUGAAGGCGUGUGUUCGCGUUCUGUGGAUGCUAUAGAGCCGGCGCAUCUUCUACUGGCUACGUGAGAUGGCGCUGCGCCGCAGACAGUCGCUCAUUGCGGCGUCUGGCCAUUUUUUCGACGAGAUUUGUCCAGAAUAGACGUGGGUCUUCGGGGGUGAAUUCAAUAUGACGGCGGCGACCGCAGCUACACGUAGCCCGAGUCGGUUCCCCUUGACCUUAUUAUUCUUUUUUUACGAAAGUCUACGGGAUGUUCUUCUGGAUAAACGGUGCCACCAACAGGUGUUUCUGGUUUCGCAAUCUGGUUCUGAUAAUCGGAGCGGAAGAGCCUUCGCGUCUCCAAUUCCGGCCUUCCUGCCAGAUGGCGUCGGCGUGAACGCCAUGAUUGUGACCACGUGUUCGCCGACUCGCCAUUGCUCAUCGUUGCUAUCGCGUGCAGCGGUUUAUUGUCCGCGGACUGGCUAGGAGUACGUGAGAGCGACAAGAACGACAAGGAAAGGAAAGGAAGGAGGCUUCGAGUAACCUAUCGCUAUCCGGCAUGGGCCGUCUAGUAAUGUGAUCGUCGGACGUAUUCGACACCAGGUGUGCAUGCCUGUCACGCCGAGCCCUACCGAGCUAGAGCCCAAGAGCUUAAGCCCAAGCAAGUCGCACUUCAGCAACUACUCUGAGCGUUUUAACGGGAGGUGAUCAUACUUCAGCAAUGACUGUACAUGUCGGGACACUUCUUCUGGGACGUCCAGUCAAACCAAGACCUCGUCCUCUACGAGGACAAUUUCCAGCUGUGCGGACUGUGCUUUUUCGUCGACAGCUGUAACUGUUUGGUGACUGUUUCGUCGGCUUGUGAUGACAGUGGUCAUUGUUUAUAGUGGUGCUGCGAAGAGACGGCCGAAGACUGUGCAAAUCUGCUCGCCCAGACAUCAAGAUAGCGUAUGGUCUUUUUCGUUUCUUUUUUUUUUUUAAAGCGUGUCCGUAAAGCGUUUGAGUUUACGGAAUGCCGGAUCACCGGACAGGUCGACGGUGGCAACAGUAUGGGUAGCGCCAUCUUGUGACACUCUCUUCAAACACGACGCCUUAGAAGCGUUUUUGUGUUGUGCCAGUGCUCUAGCAUAAAGAAUAUAUGGUAUGGUGUGGAAAAACUUCAUUCAGGUCCUUCAGGUCGUGCUAGUUUCCUAGCCCGAAGCGGGCCGGUCCCAGGUCGGGACCGAAAGGCCUAUAACCUCUCGGCCGCAUCGCGGGUCCGAUGGACUGGCCAUGUCCGUUCAUCUAAUUCGGGGCUACGGACAUUCUAGGGACCAUACUACGGAGAGCCGCAUCCCAACGCUCUUUGGUGUUGUCCUUUAUGGCUGCGUAACGUACAGCAAGCACACUACGUGGGCAGAGGGAGGAAAGGAGGAAACCCUACACGUCAGCGAUCGUUGUUGCUGACGCCUCUGCACCGCCAGAUAAGCAGAACGUGCACGUAACAACUGUAGGUCCCUCUGCUUCAUUUGACCUCAAUGUCACACGGUGGCGCCACCAUACGCACGUCUACCUUGCCGGUGUUCUGGCAUUCCGUGAACUGUGAUACUCUUACGGACAGGCUCUCUUGUUUUAGUUUCCUCUUUGCAUUCUUGCCUGCUGAAGCACCCAUCUCUGAAACGCUGGACGAGGCCUGAAGGUCCGUGAGGUGCAGUUUUUCUUUUUUUUCUUUCUUUUUUAUACAGUGCGCUCCAGUCAACAGUCCUUCAAGCAUCAAACAUCAGGCACCCGUCGAGCACGUCAUCUGUAUUGCGUAUACCGUCUGGUCUCGCGCAUGUUCUGGUCAUGGUGUUCUGUCUAACCGACCUCUGGCAGACGGUGGCGGUAACUCCAGCGACAACUGUGCCGUCUGGCGACCGCGAGCGGCAUUGCGACGAGGCUCCGAACGUCAGGCUUUAUAACUUGGUCGAUAUUCCUUUAUUUUGUGGCCAGUCUCCGAGUCUGUAAGGUAGUUUUCAACCAUUGUGUCCGACUGCCGUCUCCGAGGGUUUACGAUCACUUCUUUGUGUAUAUUAACUCUCUCUCAGUUACUGCUUGCCCUCAAGAUACAUAGUAUAAGGCCUCUUGAAACAGACUUUAUGCUGUUUUCCCGGUGAUGACAAUAUAUUUUUUUUCUUUGUGCGCGCGUUUGUAGGGCACAUUACGCCCGAUCCGUCGCGCUGGUUUACGCAGUUUUUUUUAUGUCGUCGGCGUAUCAGGUCGUUUAAUACGGUUGCUUUUGGUGUUCGUUUAAUGGUUGCGUUGUUAUCUCUUACUCUCCACGCUUCUCUUUGCCAAGACAUAAGAAAUCAAGUUUCCUUCAGGCAGUUCAUGCGCGAGGGAUCACGUGACCGGAGAGCGCACCGAUUGAACGAGCCGCUAAAACCCGGCAUUGCACUGUCGGUUCUCGCACGUACAGUGCGGUUCAUUCUUCAAGGGGACACUGACAUGACAAUGUCAUUGUAGAUUGCAGUUCAGUACUAAGGGAGCACCCAAUUAGUAUUCAGUGCAAGAUAGCUUAACGUUUAUCCAAAGUUGUGGAAAGAAAGUGCAUGAUGCGACACGUUAAGUAGACGUGUACCAAUCAACAGGCUUUUCUGCGUGCCUCCUUAAUCAAAACUGCACCGUAAUUGGCGCCGAGAUAGUAACUAGGUGUUCUCUUUAAGUACGUACCAUGCCGUACAUCGGCGGACAUUAGAACUGCCAUUAGAGAAGGAGUGUUCGCUCGGGAACUCUUCCUGCCACCGUGAUUAUCAAAUUUUGCAGUCACGUGACUCUGACGUCGAGUAUGUUGUACAGUAUAAAUCGUUAGCGUGCUGAGGCAGUAUAGUGGAGUUUACAGCAUCAGCUGCUGUCUCCUAACAAUUUAGGUGCUGCCUGUGGCCGAGGUAUGACCCCAAAUGACAUUAAAUUGAUGCCGUGCACGGAACUGUAAGCGACUAUCAUGUACAGCGAAGUGCCAACUUAAAUGAUGUGAUGCGGUAGCUCGGCUGUUCCAAGUUGUGUACAUAAAUGAGUGUCGCUGCACAAAACCUUCGAAGUUGGUGACGCCGGUCACACAGUCUCUUUCAGCUAAGCCUAACGGACCCUUCGCUAAAGCAACACGCAGUACUAAGUCUGCUCAUUAUAGCAAGGCUCGUAUCGAGGACCGCCUACCGCUACCCUCUCUCUCUAUUGAAAGAGGAAAGCAAGAAAAUGAUGUUAGAGUUAUAUGACCGUACCAUUAGCGGCGUCAUUUGCUCAUGCUAAUUUAUUUUUGUAUGAUAACGUUACUUCUAUUUGGGAAACGGCGGCUGUUGUGCGAAGAUAUCACGUAGCUUCGAGACCAAUCACAGUCUACGCAUACCUCUUCCAGUUGUCCUUGACAUUGGGCCUGUGUUUAAGUGAAAAAAAGAAUGUACCAGUAUGCACCUCCGCUUACAAACCACGUACAAAACAAAUUUUUUUUACAAUCUUCACGAUUAUCUAAAGGCUCCGAAAUCUCGGACAACGCAUGCUCCAGGCGCUUUUGGAAAGCCUAAACAAUCCUUAUGCAAUGAUGCAGUCACAGAACAAUCCUUGUGUAACUGUGCGGUGGUUUGUAAUACAGAGUACUCUUAGUACAGCUUCCCACAUCUCUCCUUACCGUAGACCGUAGAAUAGCUCACCCCGCAAACCGUGUUCUGUUGACAAGCGCCCAAACCAAACGAAGCAAACAAACUAUCUACUACAUACUGUGCCAACAUUCUUUGUUGAGUAGUAACGUUGCCCAGUAGAAACGCCGCCAAACAGACAGUGUUCAAACAGCGUACUUGCAAACCAACAAAAUCGCUCAGAUGCAAAAAUAUAUACGGUAAAGUUGCAUCAACAAACAGCCUUAAGCAGUGUGCCAAGCGUAACAGAAGAAAAAAAAAAGCCCGUAUUUUCGCUGAUUUAUCAGCAAGAGAGACGCGUUUCCUGCAAGAGAUAAUCAUUCUUCUUGAGCACCUGUUCAGUUUUCCACACACACACACACACACACACACACACACACACACACACACGCACACGCACACACGCACGCACACGCACCACACACACAUAUGUAUAUAUAUCCGAUACCGUACCCCUAAGAAAACCAGGCUACAUCAGUCAUUAGAGAGCUUUUCGCGAACGGCCUGCCGCCGAUUUAAUCACAAUCACACUGCUUGGGCAAGCAGGGGUACGAAAAUAUAGCGGGAAAACCUCCUCACUGUGAACCUGAACGUGAUCAUGUAAGCCUCCCAGUGACUACUGUGAGUUAGGUGCCCGAGAUAAAGGUUUGUGCCAAGCUUGAUGAGCAUUAGUAUUGUUUGUGACAACGCUCGAAACCGGAUGUAUCCGAGCUUCGAGCGACAAAACACUAAUGCCCGUGUCGUCUGUCUACUCGUCAGCAAAGCACGUCGGCUUUGUUUGUCCCACCCGGCCCUGUAUAGCUGUAGCGGAGUAGCUUCCGUCAUCUAAAACAGUACCGACUACAUUUCUCCCCCACUAGGGAGUUUUAGCAUACCGUAACUGCGUGGCCAUUUGGAGCGUGUAAGUAACUGCACGCCAAAUAUUUGCACUGUUUGCACCCUAAUGAGCACUAGCUGUGGCGAACGGUUGUACGCGGCUCGCCAAGUAUAGAUAGUAACGGUGCAUGUGACAACGUCGUUUUCUUGCUACGGCGACCUAAAACUCCAUAGGAAACAAUUUUUGCAUGACUUUGCUACCGUAGACUGGCGAUGAACAUAUACCUGAGUCGGCGUACGUUGCUAGUAAGAUUUAAAGCACCCCGCGAACAUAUUUGCAGCGUAAUUACCCUGCGCUAAAACUCCCUAACUUCAGUGUCACCGCGCGUGUAGGGUUUUUUUUUUUUUGUAAGUGUGACGCACUUGCUUCUUGUUAUCGCACCGCAAUGCACCGCUUUCUUUUGUUGCUGUCGAUGCUGUGCACAUUGUUAUCGCUGUGCGUCAUUAAAGUGCACGCACUUGGGUUUCUUUAUUGUUUUUAGCUUGUUCUCGUAGCGCGUUAUCCACUAGUGCCCCCCUCCCUCAACCUAUAUCAGCCUUUGCGAUAGCGCAGGUUGCGGUAGGAGGGGGGGCGCCCCCUACACCAAGAAAUCGAAAGACAUAUCAGUUUUUUGCCUCGUGCUUUAGACCCUUCGCUGAGUUUGAAGCCCUGCAUUGGUGUCUUAGCGCGAACCGUUGUCUCCGUAUCUUAUUGUCCUUUUUUUUUUUGUGCCGUUUUCUUUUCCCUUUGCUAACCUUCCCUCCUCCUAUCCACCGAUAACAGCGCGAAAGCGCCGAUCUGUGCAGUUGCCUCUAAAUGUUCCUGAACCAUGCUCGAGACAAUCGUCAGAGUUCGUACUUUGGCGAUUCAUUCUUCCGUACACUAGACGUGAUUAGAGAGUUUUAGAGGACCAAUAGCGCAGUAGUGGUGCGGCCACUGUGAAAUCGCAAGCAUUUUAGCAUCGACGCAUGUUGCGACGAAUGGAACAAUUAAGUAGAGUCAUCCUUCAGGCGGAAAAGAUCAAGAUUUUGACGGAUAUUUCGAUGUCGCGAUCGAGGCUCUCAGCGUCAGGCACAGGUGACGUAUCUAAAGAUCUAUCCAUGGAUAGUACUAGUUGGUCUAUCUAUAGACAUAUUUAUUGAUAUCACCUAUAGAAUAACAAUCGUCUAGCGGUAGCAUUGGUAUGUGGUUUGCGCUACGACGCGAGCAGGCCUGAAGCGUUUCAAGAAAUGUUAGUGGCGGCUGCAAGUCUCGUUAAUGUCUGUGCAAUGCAAUGUACCUGUAGAAUAUAACCCACAUUUGUUAACGAAUAACAUUUCAUUACUUGGUUAGACAGUAGUUUGAAUACUACUGUUAUUUAUUACACUUUUAACUUUGCUAUCGGACUACUGAAUGAAAAGUGCACAGAGGAAACUGAAAUGCACGUGGUGGCCAAAUUCGUGAUACAUCCUGACGCACCGAUUUAGCAGAAUGAUUUAGCAUGGUCGUGGUUUAUGAGAAUGGUAUAGCGUCAUCGCUGUUUAUCAGAAUUAUUUAGCACGCUACACGCGCACUGCUAAUGACUCCGAUCUCUUUGCUACGCUAAUGCGCUUCACUACCGUGUUUCUAAAACUCCCUAACUUUGAUUCACACGAUGUGGUUCCUCCGUUAACACCUUGCGGUCGAGUGCAUUUAAAACGUGAAUGUAGAAAAAAAUGGAUGUAUUGAUUAAUGAAGCAAGUGUACAUAGUGCAGUUUCGUCUAGUGGAGCUGAUUGCAACGUUGUAACAGAAGAAUGCCGAGCGAAUGUUUUCUAAAACUUCCUAAUAUCGUGUGCGUAAUGUGAUUCCUCCGAGUUUAAAAAGCAGCUUCAAAGGGGGAAAUUAAGUGUAGCAUGACGCAAUAAAAACCAAAUGUACCUAAAAAGAUGCACAAAUUGAUCAUGUGGCUUACAUUUUCCUUUUUCCUCGUUUCUUUGCUUUCUCGUAUACCUUUGUUCGCUUUUCGUUGCUUCUCGACCUUCUCGGCAUGCGCUUCCAGACAUUCGCGUGCGCCUUUGUGUUUCUACGAAAGUGAUCGCCAGAGCGGCGACGUGCGGUUUUGCGUUGGAAGUGACUCGACGUAAAUGACGUGUGUGUGUUGUGGACUUGUAUAUUAUUAUUCGUUGUGUAUGAUGUGUAAAUAGGAUAUUAAUAAAGUGCGCAAUUUUUUAGGACAACACUGAA